Molecule: messenger RNA, 1535 nt
Organism: Molossus molossus (Pallas's mastiff bat)
Lineage: Eukaryota; Metazoa; Chordata; Mammalia; Chiroptera; Molossidae
Gene: RASSF10
Product: Ras association domain family member 10
Exons: 1
Coding region: 1-1509 (502 amino acids)
Biological process (GO): signal transduction
Source: RefSeq, a predicted model, not a curated record
AUGGAUCCUUCGGAGAAGAAGAUAUCGGUGUGGAUCUGCCAGGAGGAGAAGCUGGUGUCUGGGCUCUCUCGUCGUACCACUUGCUCAGACGUGGUGCGAGUGCUGUUGGAAGACGGCUGCCGGCGACGGCGGAAGCUGCGGCAGGGCCGACGGCGGGGGUCGGCCAGUGACCCUCCAGGCCCGGGGGAGCUGCCGGAACCCCUGGACGAUGACGACGAAGACGACGACGAGACGCUGCCGCCGGGCUUGCUGUGCGGGCCCCCGCAGUGCUAUUGCAUCGUGGAGAAGUGGCGGGGCUUUGAGCGCAUCCUGCCCAACAAGACGCGCAUCUUGCGCCUCUGGGCCGCCUGGGGCGACGAGCAGGAGAAUGUGCGCUUCGUGUUGGUGCGCAGCGAGGCGUCGCUACCCAACACGGGUCCGCGCAGCGCCGAGGCGCGCGUGGUGCUCAGUCGCGAGCGCCCCUGCUCAGCCCGGGGGACCCCGGUGCGGCCCAGCCUGGCCAUGACCCAAGAGAAGCAGCGGAGGGUGGUGCGCAAGGCCUUCCGAAAGCUGGCCAAGCUCAAUCGCCGGCGUCAACAGCAGCCGUCGUCUCCCUGUUCGUCCACUUCGUCGUCCACCGCUUCGUCCUGCUCGUCGUCGCCGCGAGCCACUGAAAGCGCGUCGGUGGAGCGCAUGGAGACGCUGGUGCAUUUGGUGCUUUCCCAGGACCACACCAUCCGUCAGCAGGUGCAGCGGCUUCGGGAGUUGGACCGUGAAAUCGAUCGCUACGAGGCCAAGGUGCACCUGGAUCGCAUGCGGCGGCACGGAGUCAACUAUGUGCAGGACACUUACUUGCUGGGCGCAGGCAUUGAGAUCGACGGUUCCAACCCGGGAGAGGAGCCAGAGGCGGCGGCUACGGUGGCGGCAGCGCCCCUGGACGGCGAUGCGCAGGCAGAGGCACUGGAGGAGCUGGCCCGACGCUGCGACGACCUGCUGCGGCUGCAAGAGCAGCGGGUCCAGCAGGAGGAGUUGCUCGAGCACCUCUCGGCCGAGAUUCAGGAGGAGCUGAACCAGAGGUGGAUGCGGCGGCGCCAGGAGGAGCUGGCAGCGCGGGAGGGGUCCCCGGAGCCGGAAGGCAGCCUCGACAGCGAGCUGCUGCUGGAGCAGGAGCGGGUCAGGACGCAGCUCAGCACCAGCCUCUACAUCGGGCUCCGGCUCAACACGGACCUGGAGGCCAUCAAGUCCGACUUGGAUUACAGCCAGCAGCAGUGGGACAGCAAGGAGCGCGAGCUGCAGGGCCUUCUCCAGACUUUGCACACGCUGGAGUUGACGGUGGCACCUGACGGGACUACCAGCUCUGGCGGACCCUCGCGGGAACCCCGGCCUCAGGCCCGCGCUGAGGUGUGGGUGGACCAGGCCCGUGGACUGGCCAAAAGCUGUCCUGGCAACGACGAGGACUCCGACACGGGACUGAGCUCUAUGCACAGCCAAGACUCAGACUCAGUACCCGUGUGCGAAUCCCUUGUAUAGGAAGAACAGCCGGAGAGAGACUGCCG